Messenger RNA from Coprinopsis cinerea okayama7#130, 696 nucleotides. RefSeq lists its product as hypothetical. Bases 1 to 696 code for a protein of 231 amino acids. The record is from RefSeq and is a predicted model, not a curated record. Lineage: Eukaryota; Fungi; Basidiomycota; Agaricomycetes; Agaricales; Psathyrellaceae. The transcript is spliced from 3 exons.
AUGGAGAGGGUCUUCUGUCUAGGAAUGAAAGGAAAUAUGAGGGCUAUUCAAGAUCCAGAUCACAUCAUGUUAACACCUUAUCGAGAACAUUACCGGCCGACCGAUGAGUACAUUGCUCAAAUUGCCUACUACUGGCGCCUCGUCCUGCUGAGUAAACCCAAGAUCUCUGCGAUAAAGAAGGAACUACCUGCAGAAAUGCCAGCCUGGGGGAAGAUACGAAUCGAAGGAGGGCGCACAACUAUCCGUACUUCGACUGUCUCUGAACUCAGCCACAAUUUCCGCCUCUCUUCAUAUUAUGCUAGCGAAUAUGUGAAUGAAGCAGGAAACCCAGUAGACGUCAUCUCAUACGGAGAGUUGAACGUUGUUCUUGUCUGCUCUCUUCCAGACAUCGCCCUUUUCGAAGGAUACGCAGGAAAGACCUAUCUCUUGGCCAUCGUCACUCCAUGCAAGACACGAGGAAAAGAUGCAAGGAAAGAACUCACCUCAUACAAAGCCAUGCACGCUCCAGUCGCUAUCGACAUGCGGAACAUCCAGGCAGUGACUGGGAGAGCUCAGCGCAGCCAACAGUGGUGGAUUCUCGACAGAUUUGAUGCUGCUAUCCCAACCUUCGACGAGUUAAACGAGAAAAACGCGCCAGACAAUGCAUCAGAUGGGGAGGGUGAAGCGGAGCAAGAAGAAAUGGACUGGUCGGAUUGA